This is a messenger RNA of Malassezia globosa CBS 7966, 2337 nucleotides long. RefSeq lists its product as uncharacterized. Gene Ontology annotation, cellular component: spindle pole body; spindle pole; kinetochore. The record is from RefSeq and is a predicted model, not a curated record. Lineage: Eukaryota; Fungi; Basidiomycota; Malasseziomycetes; Malasseziales; Malasseziaceae. The transcript has a single exon. The coding region runs from base 1 to 2337 and encodes 778 amino acids. Gene Ontology annotation, biological process: mitotic spindle organization; establishment or maintenance of microtubule cytoskeleton polarity; microtubule polymerization. Gene Ontology annotation, molecular function: microtubule plus end polymerase activity; microtubule plus-end binding.
AUGCCAAGUGUGGCGGAAAAGUGUUUAGGAUCGAUGCGCACAGGUACACGAAAUGCUGCAAGAGAGCUUGUUCUCUUGUAUGCGGAGAAAGAAGACGUCAAGGGAUGUGAAGGGCUCGUCGCGGAUUUGUCGGACAAGUUGUCGUCGAAGCAGCCGAAAGUUGUCGCGGCGAACGUGGCGGCUUUAGCUGCCUUGGUGACGGAGUUUGGCGGUGAGCAGGUCCAUGUGCGUGCAGUGUCUAAGUGUAUACCCGUGGUGUUUGCGCACGCCGACAAAAAUGUGCGAGCAGAAGGCGCACAGCUAGCCGUUCAGCUGCAUCGAUGGAUGGGAGCUGCCUUAUCGCCUAUCUUGUCGCAGCUCAAGGAUAUCCAGGUAAAGGAACUCGAAGCGAAGUUUGCCGAGGCACCAGCUCCAGAGCAGCAGCCCAUGCGCUACUUGACAUCUCUGAAGCGGCAAGCCGAGCAACAAAGCCGAGAACAUGGACGCUCGGCUGACACGUCGGAUCAGGAUACAGACCGCACAGCGACAUACACUCAUGAUGGUCUCAAUGAUGAUGAUUAUGCUGCUGCUACUGCUGCUGGGGGUGCUGGGAGUGCUGCGGCCACAACACAGUCGGAUCCGUAUGACAUGGCAGAGCCAUGCCAUCCUCUUCGCAGCCGCCACUUGACGCCGCAGUUCUUCGAGCUGGUGUGUGCGACCAAGUGGCAAGACAGAAUGAAUGCACUGGAGUCGCUGUAUGCGGCCCUAACGGAAUCUAUUCGUAUAUGGCCGGAUCCGGGCCUGGAUGCCUAUGUCCAAGCCUUGCAAGUGCGAAUCCACAAAGAUGCGAACAUCAACGUCGUACUCCAGGCCUGCAAGUGUAUUGACGCUCUGUGCCGUGGCCUGCGUCAAGAAGGUGCUGCAUAUAUGUACGUCCUGCCGACCCUCCUUGAGAAGCUCAAGGAGCGGAAGCCAUCGACGGUGGAUGUGCUGCAAAGCACGCUGGACGCCAUGUAUGGAUGUGGCUCGCUUUCUGACAUCCUGGAGCCUGUCUCGUCAGCAGCUACGCACAAGAAUCCAGCGGUGAAGGGUGGUUCGGUUCGGUUUCUGGGCCGAUGCAUCGCUAAGUCUUCGACAACGUCUUCGCCGCUGCAAGCCGCUGACGUGAAAGUGAUCGCAGCGCUUCUUGUGCAGCUCAUGUCAGACGGCGCCGGCGAUGUGCGUGAUGCAGCAGCGUCUAGUAUGGGAAUUUUGCUCCGUGUGGUCGGCGAGCGACCACUCCUACCCUACCUGGACAAGCUCGAUGAGAUCAAGCGUGCCAAGGUGCGGGAGGAAGCGUCAGGAUCGGCGGCUGCCGUCGUCGGUGCAGCAGUACCGAUCAGCAACGGACCUUCGACGGCAUCAUCCAAAGUGCCACCAGCCACGUCCGCCCCGAAGGCUGCUCCGGUGUCGCAAGCUUCAGCUGUGCCUAGCAAGUCUACGGCGCCUCCACGAGCGCCGGCCAAGCCGCCGAUGGCUCCAACGGCGCCUGCAUCCAAAGCCUCUGCUCCUCUCACACGACCACCCUCGACCAAAGGUCCACCUGCUUCGAAAGCUCUGCCACCACGUGUCAAGGCUGGAGCGGCGGCUCCCACGGCUCCUACUACCGCUGCUGCUGCUACUGCUGCUGCUGCCGCUGCACCUCGGGGCAAGGGCCAUGCACAGCGCUCGGCAGAGAACGAGCCGGUGCGUUUCCGCUAUGCGCCAGAAGAGGCAGAGGCACGCGCAUUAGAAUUGAUGCCAGAGCGCAUCCAAGCGCAACUAGCAUCUUCGCAGUGGAAAGAGCGUCUGGAGGGUGCGCAGGCGCUUGGGCCGUGGCUCGAGACGGAGCAGCCGGAUGCCGAGCUCGUGGCGCGGUUCCUCACGAAGCGGCCGGGCUGGAAAGAAAGCAAUUUCCAAGUCAUGGGCGAGGUUAUAAAGCACUUGCAAAGCAUGACGAUGCUGCCGUCGUUUGACCGGCCAGCGAUCGCGUUGACGGUGCAGCCGCUGAGUGAGAAGCUAGGUGAUAUGAAGCUCAAAGGCGCCGCUGGCGAGACGCUGUGCCAGUAUGCGGAAGUGACGUCACUGGGCUUUGUGCUUGCACAGAGUCUGCCGUACAUCUCAGGCAUCAAGGCCCCGAAAGCACAGGCCGAUGCUCUUGCAUGGAUUGACCAGACGCUUCUCGCAUUCGGCGUGCAAGGGGUCGAUAUGCCGGGACUUGUCGCGUUCGUCAGCACGUGUUUGAAAUCGGCAAAUGCAGCGGUCCGAUCCGGUGCGACAGCCGUGGUUGUGACGCUCGCUCGGUAUGUGGGGCCAUCACUCCUGCGCCUCCUGCAGUGA